Molecule: messenger RNA, 1453 nt
Organism: Oryza brachyantha (malo sina)
Lineage: Eukaryota; Viridiplantae; Streptophyta; Magnoliopsida; Poales; Poaceae
Product: WAT1-related protein At5g64700-like
Exons: 4
Coding region: 109-1233 (374 amino acids)
Cellular component (GO): plasma membrane
Molecular function (GO): transmembrane transporter activity
Source: RefSeq, a predicted model, not a curated record
CAAAUUAAGUGCAUUGUUUUUCAUUUUGCAAGAGAGAGAGAGAGAUAGCUCACACUGAAAUUAAUUGUAGCUAGCUUAAUUAGCUAGGUAGCAGAGAGAGAGAGAGAGAUGGAUGGGAAGAAGCCGUACGUGAUGGCGGUCGUGAUCCAGGUGAUCUACACGGGGCUGUACGUGGUCUCCAAGGCGGCCUUCGACCAGGGGAUGAACACCUUCGUCUUCAUCUUCUACCGUCAGGCCGCUGCCACUCUUCUCUUGCUCCCUCUCGCCAUCAUCCUCGAAAGGAGAAAUGCGCCACCCAUGUCGCUUCGGUUGUUCACCAAGCUCUUCAUGUACGCUCUGCUGGGGAACACAAUAAGCAUGAACGUGUACAACAUCAGCCUCAAGUACACCUCGGCGACAGUCGGAUCCGCCACUAGCAACUCUGUCCCUGUCGUCACCUUCUUCUUGGCUGUCCUCUUAAGGCUGGAAGUGAUCCGGCUGAGGACCUUGUCAGGCAUGGCCAAGGCGGCGGGCGUGGCGCUCUGCCUCGGCGGCGUGCUCGUCAUCGCGCUCUACGCCGGCCCCGCGAUAAGCCCGCUCAACCACCACCGCGCCUUCACCAACGAAGCGGCGAGCCGCGGCGGCGGCGGCGGCGGGCGGACGAGGUGGGUGAAGGGGACGUUCCUGAUGCUGCUGUCCAACACGGCAUGGUCGCUGUGGAUCGUGCUCCAGGCGUCGCUGCUCAAGGAGUACCCCAACAAGCUGCUCGCCACGCUCCUGCAGUGCGCCCUCAGCACGCUGCAGUCGCUGCUGCUCGCCGCGGCCGUCGUGCGCGCCGACGCGGCGGCCUGGCGGCUGCGCCUCGACGCCGGCCUCCUCGCCGUCGCCUACACCGGCUUCGUCGUCACGGGCGUCUCCUUCUACCUCCAGGCCUGGUGCAUCGAGAAGAAGGGGCCCGUCUUCCUGGCCAUGUCCAACCCGCUCUGCUUCGUCCUCACCAUCUUCUGCUCCUCCUUCUUCCUCGGCGAGAUCGUCCACCUCGGCAGCAUCCUCGGCGGCAUCCUGCUCGUCGCCGGCCUCUACAGCGUGCUCUGGGGUAAGAGCAAGGAGCACAAUAUGCAGCUCACCCUCGCCGCCGCCGCCACUGUACAAGUGAAACAGCAGCAAGACGACAGUGCAGAUAACAAGAUGGACAUCGCCGCCGAUGAGGACGAGAAGCAGCAGAAAUUGGCAUCGCCAGAGCAACAAGUCUAGCUGAAAUUGACUAGGGUGGACUAGUAGUGGAGCAGCUACUGUAUCCAGCACCUGGAUUACAUAAUUAAUUACCUAGUUUGUUUAGACUUAAUCAUCAAGACAUAAAUGCACGAUGGAUUGAAGUAUUACUUAUGUUUCAGACUACAGGAUGGUCUGAUCCUUCUUAAAUUCAUGCCGAUGCUAACAAAUUAAUCUAAACACAUAUACAAAAUAUCUUAAA